AUGUUCGACGUUCUCCGCAAAAUCAACAUCCUGCCUCUGGUCAAAGAGCCUUCCCCAGAGGUAUACCAGCAGGUGCUCGAGAAGUACCCCAAGUACCGAGAAGAGGAGAAGGACCAAGGUCUGGAGUACCGAGAUGAAGCCAACAGGUCAAGAUGGUCCUUUUUCGACGAGUACGAGUACAGGCUACCAAGACUGACCUCUUCCAAACCACUCACGCGAUUUGGUUGGUUUGAUCCAGACGACACACCGGCUGAAAAACGACUCAUAAUGAAGUUGGAUAUCAUCCUGACUUUGUAUUGCUUUCUCAUUUAUUGGAUUAUGAAGUUAGACCAAGCCAACAUCAAUAACGCCUAUGUUUCUGGCUUGAAGGAAGAUAUAGGACUCGAAGGAAACGAUCUCGUGACCACCCAGGCUCUGUAUUCUGCAGGAGCGAUCAUUUUCCAGCUUCCAUUCAUUUACAUCAUUCCCAAGUUUCCCAAAAACUACAUCUUGCCAAUCAUGGUAUCAGGCUGGGGUGUGAUGACCCUCUUACUCUUCGAAGCUAAGAACCCCGCAGGAGUCAAAGCUCUGAGAUUCUUUGUAGGGGUUUUUGAGGCUUCAUGGUACCCUCUGAUGCACUACAUGCUUGGGUCUUGGCUGAAACCUCGGGAAAUCAAUCGAAGAGCUGGCUUCGUUUACUGCGCUCAGUUCCUAGGUACAAUCACAUCGGGGUUACUUGCCGCAGCUUCUAUCACUCAUCUCGACGGGUACUUGGGUCACAAGGGUUGGCAAUGGAUGUUCAUUCUGGAUGGCAUUAUUACACUACCCGUUGGAAUUCUGGGCGUUUGGAUUCUCCCUGGAACACCAUACAGAUGCAGUUCGAUUUUCAUCACCGAAGAAGAGGUAGUUAUCGCCAGAGAGCGCCUAAAGAGGGGUCCCAACGACAACCACCAAUUGAAAUUGUUUGAUAGGCAACUCUGGAAAAAUAUUCUCACCUCAUGGAAACUAUGGAUUCCAAUGCUUGCUGAUGUUGCCUUCUGGUGUUCAUGCCAGAUCCCCUCCAGUGGGGCAUUCAUUCUAUGGUUAAAGUCAUUGAAUCGGUACACUUCGGCUGGGGUCAACAACAUGUCAACGAUAUCACCUGCUUUGGGGUUCGCUUGGGUAGCCAUCGUGGUGACCAUUGCAGACUAUGGUAACAGAUGGAUGGGUAUUGUGUUCGCAGAGAUAUGGGUGAUCAUAGGGGCCAUUAUUCUAGCCAUCUGGAACGUUCCGGAAUCUGCAAAAUGGUUUGCCUGGUGCACUUCCUAUUUUUCCAUCAGUAUGUCUGCCUCUUUGUACUCUUGGAUCAAUGACAUUUGCCGACAUAAUGCUCAGGAACGAGCCAUCAUUUUAUUGCUAGUCAACACAAUGGCCCAGACAUUCUCCACCUGGACAUCAGUUGUGGUCUUCAAGACCGUGGAGUCACCGCGAUACCUAAAAGGUUAUUGCUUCACUGCUGCCUUAUCCUUCACCCUGAUUUGUCUGGUUUUUGUCAUGCUAUGGUUUUACAAGAAGCAAGAGCGUAAGGACGCCAGGCUGAACGGAAUUGUGCUGUAUAAUUCGGAGCUGGCCGAAACUACAGACCCAAGCGAGGCGUCAGAAAGCGACCGAAAGAUGGACAUCAUUGAGCAAAAGUGUAGUAUUUAA
This is a messenger RNA of Yarrowia lipolytica CLIB122, 1665 nucleotides long. RefSeq lists its product as uncharacterized. Lineage: Eukaryota; Fungi; Ascomycota; Dipodascomycetes; Dipodascales. Gene Ontology annotation, biological process: transmembrane transport. Gene Ontology annotation, cellular component: membrane. Gene Ontology annotation, molecular function: transmembrane transporter activity. The record is from RefSeq and is a predicted model, not a curated record.